CUGGUUAACUCCAAGGCCUACGGAUAAGAAGAGACCAUCUCGGCAAUGGCCGCUGGGGACCUGCCACCUGCCGCCACAGAGCAUAAAGACCAAGGCAAUUCCCAUUUUGCGAAGAAAGAGUAUGAAGAUGCGGCUGCUUGUUACGAGCGGGCCCUGGCGCUGGUCCCCGACAACGCGGUGCUGCUGUCCAACCUGUCCGCUGCGCACCUGGGCAAUAAGGCCUGGGGUGCGGCGCUGGCAGCGGCGGAGAGGUGCCUGGCCGCCGACCCCGCCUUCCUGAAGGGCUACGGCCGGAAGGCGGCGGCGCUGCAGGGGCUGAUUAGGCCGGGCCACGCGGAGAAGGUGCUGCGGGAGGGCCUGGCGCGGGAUGGCGGCAACACCUACCUGCGGGAAGAGCUGGCGCGACUGCUGCAGGAGGAGGAUGGGGACCAGAGCCCGCGCCGCGCCAGAGACGGCUCAGACCGGCCACUGCGAGACAUGAUGACGCGGAUGGGGCCCCAGAUCACGCCUGCGGCACCCUGGCCCGCGGACGUCUUCCAAAUCGCCAUGUUCGGAGACGCCGCUGCCUUCCGCUCCGCCUUCCGGCCGGAGCACCUGCGGCUGCGCGGUCUGGAGGCGCGGCUGCCGCUGCUGCACCUGGUGGUGAUGGGUGCGCAGCGGCUGCGGCCCGUCAACAGCGCCGUGGGCAUGGACCACGCCGGUGUGAUGCGGCAGCUGCUGGCGGCGGGCGCGCGGGCGGACGGCCGCGACGCCACCGGCUACACGGCGCUGCACCACGCGCUGGCCCACAACCCGGUGUUGGACCUGGCUGACAUCCUGAUCACCGAGGGAGGCGCUGACGUCAACGCGCAGGACAGGUUCGGCACCUACCCGCUCCUGAGCGUCUGCAUGUCGGGCGCCGCGGAGUCGGCCCGCCUGCUGCUCAAGUACGGCGCGCGGGCCGACCUCAAGGACAACGACGGCUGCACCGCGCUGCAGAUGAGCCAGUACAACCCGGAGAUCCAAAAGCUCAUCUACCGUGCGAAGGAGAAGGUGCCAGACACGGAUGUGCGGUCGUGCGCGGGCUGCGGCAAGACGGGCAAUAAGCUGAGUUCGUGCGCCGGCUGCCGAAGCAACACCUACUACUGCGGCAGGGACUGCCAAGUGGCGCACUGGCCUAAGCACAAGACGGCUUGCAAGGCCGCACGCAAGGCCGCGGCCGCUGCUGCCGCUAGCGGCAGCGCCGCGCCGGCCGCCGCUGCGGCGGCGGCGGCGGCGGCGGCGGGCGCCCGCUCCGGCUCUGGCGCCGCCAAGGCGUCGGCCAAGCCGGCUAAGCCGCUGCCCAAGACGCUGCGUGUGCCGGUGCUGCUGGGGGAGGAGUGCCUGUACCUCCAGAGCCUGCAAGCCCCCAUGGCCAACAUGAUGAGUCAGGCGGCGGGCCUGGGAAGCCGGCCCAUCCCCUCCAACGCCGCAGUGGACACGGACCCGGGCCAGCUGCGCCAGGCGCUGGCGGGCGCGGUGCGCAAGGCCACGCGCGAGCACACCAUGCCCAUCAAGGUGCAGGUGCCGUGCCCGCCCGGCAUGGCGCCUGGGAUGCAGCUCGGCCCGCCCGACAGCAGCAGCGACGACGACGAGGACGAGACGGCGGAGGCGCAGAAGCGGGCGCAGGGCCGGCGGCGAGCCCGCACGGCCACGGCGCAGGAGGUGAUGGGGCAGUACACAAUGCUGUGCUACAACCGCGACCGCACAGUGGUGUUCCAGCUAGACGGCACGUGCGGCAGUGGCAAGAAGCUGCGGCACCUGAUCCGGCGGCAGGGCGUGUUGGGCCUCAAGGGCUACUUCGCUGCCUACUUCGACGCGGAGUGCGUGGGGGAGGACGGCGUGCCUACAGACAUCAUCCUGUCCACGGCGAUGCUGGCGGUGCCGAACUGGUGAACCUGUGCCCCUGAAGCACGCCGGAUGCAAGGUUUCACUGUCAGACAGCAUUUGGACGUGUGCUGCACUGCUGCAAGAGAUAAGGACGUAAUGUACAGGGUUGCGAUCACCAAUCAAUGCGCAUUAUGGCUUGGCAUGACACCCAGUAGGUGCGUACCUCAGGCCGGGCCUGCAGGGAUGCACGGGGGCGUCGUCACUGCAUUGCUGUGUAGGUCGCGAGUGUUUCGUAGUGUGUGCUGGCUUUGUCUUCCGUCGCAAGACGGACUGCGUGAUUGCGUAAGCAGCGUAACAUGAGUUGUGGUAGCCGCGAGCCAGGGAAAGGUGGCCAGGCUUGUCACACGACAUGUAAUUGUGCUUGGAGAGCAGUCCGCACAGAUGUUUUAUUGUAGCUGUGCCGUGCCGUGCGUUUCAGACGUACUGGCGCUUUGAUGCAGCAAUGGGUUACAAGAGUGUAAGUUGCAGGCGAC
Molecule: messenger RNA, 2381 nt
Organism: Chlamydomonas reinhardtii
Lineage: Eukaryota; Viridiplantae; Chlorophyta; Chlorophyceae; Chlamydomonadales; Chlamydomonadaceae
Exons: 16
Coding region: 46-1914 (622 amino acids)
Molecular function (GO): Hsp90 protein binding
Source: RefSeq, a predicted model, not a curated record